UCUAUCCAAACUGUUCCGAGUACAGCGAAAGGCGCUCCUUUCGAAAACGUAUAAAUUUUCGGGAAUGACAUCCAAUUGCGUAGAAAACCGUGGAUGAACUCUUCGCGAUAAGAUUCGACUUCUGAGCCCAAUCAUGUGCGCUACAUGGCAGUCAGACGUUAUUGAAUAGUAUAAUCGCGUUUUCGGCGGGAAACGUAUGAGUGUUGAACGAAUCUUGGAAACAUCUUUUUUCGGCCUUCCAAGUUAAUGACAUCCGGGGAAUGGGAUUUACGUGCUUUAAAGGCACUCGAAGAAGAGGAACAAGCCCAAUUUGAAGCAAUCAGCGAGCCUGCACGAACUCAGAUACCACCUCCUCCAGCCCUGUCCAAACUUCCGACAAUCGAAGAGUUCUGUGGUAUUAUCGAAUCGCCUCCGGAUUCACCGCUGCUUCCCCUGCCGCCCUCCCUGAACAAACCAUUAAAAUUAUCCAGCAUCUGUGGAGCGGGAAGUGUUAUCAGCAAUAGUUGCCCAUCGUCCUCGUCGAUAUCAUCAUCAUUGUCACGUGAGGGUAGCAUUCGAAGUCAUCGAAAAACUCAUCAACGUCGUUCGCAUCAAUUUCCCGCUGGAACGGGUGGCAAGGGUUUGACCACAUUUGGAUCUGACACUGCAGCCAUCGACAGUGCCAUCGACAGUAUUCUUAGCGGCGGAAGUGGCAGUACCAGUAGCUUAGUCGUAGGACUGGGAUACGGGGCGGAAACGACAUCUGUUGUAGACAGGACCAAAAACAACAAGGACAUGAUGACAAUGAUGAUGUUUCUGUCGUCGACUGCACCACCCGAGGUCGUCAGCCCGACGGUUAGUGCGACUACAACAAGCCUUCUAUGCACUGGCAAAUCGGAUACUGCAAGCGAUGAUGGCAGUGACACGAUAAGGCGAACACCCAGCGUCACAACCAGACAUCCCAUUUCCAAGAAGUCAAAAUGUACCAAACAAUCAAACGUCGUCAACAGCUCGAGCAAUGACGGAGAAGCCUCCAAAUCGGAUGUAAUUGACUACGAACUCGAGGAUCAUAUCAAGCAUUGCUCCUGCUCCUGCAAUCAUAUGGGAUAUGGGAAUUCAAUGGAUUAUCAGACAACUGGCUUCGGUGGCCUUCCGGACGUGACAGAACACUCAAACAUUCGACGUUCCAUCACCCGACAGGACUCCUUGGCAAAUUCCGAAUCAACAGACGCGGCCAGCUUGCAAAAAUCAAAGAAACAAAUCAAACCAGCUCCAUCUAAACGGAAAUAUUGCGUUUUUAGUUUCUCUGUUAUCGUAACGUUAAUGUUAAUUGCAAUAGUUGCAAUUCUUCUAUAUCAAUUUUUAUUAAGGACCCCGAAUAGGAACUCACAUGAUCAACGAUUGAAAAUUGUGAGGAAAAUCCUGAAGGAUAUACCAUUGAUUGAUGGGCAUAAUAAUUUAGCUUGGAAUAUUAGGAAGUACUCUCACAACAGUUUAGAUAUUUUGGACAGGACUCAUAAGGAUGUUGAAGAAGCUUCGAUUUGGCAGAGACCUUGGUGGUCACAGACUGAUAUCCCAAGACUGAAAGAGGGCUUAGUAGGAGCACAAGUGUGGUCAGUAUAUGUACCAUGCGAAGCACAAGGAUUAGAUGCAGUGCAAAUAGCUCUCGAACAAAUCGAUAUCAUCCACCGUUUUGCCGAACAAUAUCCUAAGGAAUUGACCCUGGCCGCUUCAUCACAGGAAAUUCUCGCUGCACACCAAAAAGGUCAGUUAGCAUCACUAAUUGGUAUUGAGGGUGGUCAUGCGUUGGGAUCAUCCUUAGGCGUUCUACGUUCACUACACUCACUUGGUGCACGCUACGUAACGCUUACAAACCAAUGCGAUACAUCCUGGGCCGGGUCCAGUUCUAUGUCUAUGGAUAAAGGGCUAAGCGCUUUCGGCAAGGCAAUAAUCAAAGAAAUGAACCGCUUGGGAAUGAUGAUUGACCUCUCACACUCAUCAGAUGCAACCGUUCGUGAUGUCCUGGAGCUCACCAGGGCUCCAGUCAUCUUCUCCAAUUCCGUGGCUCGAAGCAUAUGCAAUUCAUCACGUAAUAUACCAGAUCAGAUACUACGAGCUGUUGCCGACAACGGGGGAUUAAUAAUGAUUAGCUUUGACUCUCAGCACGUGUCCUGUGACGAAACUUCAACUCUGCAUGACGUGAUCGCCCACAUCAAGUACAUUCGCUCGAUAGCUGGAAUCCAGCAUAUUGGCAUUGGGGCUCGAUACGAUGGUAUGCAGUCACCACCUGUUGGGCUCGAGGAUGUCUCCAAAUAUCCCAACCUGCUUGCCACCCUGCUCGAGGAUUCAAAUUGGAGCGAGGAGGACAUUAGCAUGUUGGCUGGCAGAAAUUUCCUCCGUGUCCUUAGCUCUGUAGAGAACGUUCGUGACUACUGGAAACGAGCUGCGAUACCACCCUUGGAGGUCACGGAACCUUUGAAGAAAUCACAGUGCACCUACAUGUCGUCAUGACCAUUCGUUCGUAGCGUCACCGUAGCGAGAAAUCAAACGAAAAUUGAUUCAUAAGGGAAGAUGAAAAGGACGAAAUCGAAAUGAAGCCAGGCAGCAAAUGAAGUUAUAAUACAGCCAAGGUAAAGCAAUUACGUACAUACACUCUAAACCUAACCAGAUUCAGUUUUAUAUUCAAACAUAUUCCGAAAAAGAGGACUCACACAGUCAAAUCAUACAGGAAUCAAAAAAGAUAUAAUUUAAGUAACGGUAAAGGACUUAAUUGAAUAGAAACAUGAAAGUGGAUGGAGGUAAUUAAAUUAAGGUAUUGCUGUUGUGAUAAUUGUGAUAAAAACUUACAACAACAUGCAUUGUAUAAAAAUGUUCAUUGACUUAUACAAAUCAUA
Molecule: messenger RNA, 2873 nt
Organism: Hermetia illucens (black soldier fly)
Lineage: Eukaryota; Metazoa; Arthropoda; Insecta; Diptera; Stratiomyidae
Product: putative dipeptidase MGYG_00085
Exons: 3
Coding region: 247-2490 (747 amino acids)
Biological process (GO): proteolysis
Molecular function (GO): metallodipeptidase activity
Source: RefSeq, a predicted model, not a curated record